This is a messenger RNA of Drosophila obscura, 1000 nucleotides long. RefSeq lists its product as uncharacterized. Bases 223 to 948 code for a protein of 241 amino acids. The transcript has 2 exons. The record is from RefSeq and is a predicted model, not a curated record. NCBI's taxonomy places the organism in Eukaryota, Metazoa, Arthropoda, Insecta, Diptera, Drosophilidae.
CAGAGGUCUUCAGCUCUAUUUCAACCAGAAAUUAUUAAACGCAUAAAACUAGAAUGCGUGAGAAUACGUGUGCACGCAAUUUAUAUUCAAAUACGCUGUAACCUCAGGAGCCGAAGACCUCUGGGAGAUGUCGCUUCGGAUUCGAUUGACCUGGCACAACGAUACAUUCGUGCUAGUGUUGUUUUUUUUUAGCUAUUCUUAUAUCCUAUAUAAGAGCCUAAGAUGAACCUCUUGCAACUCAACGACGACUGUUUGGACAACAUUUUACUUCAUUUUGGAUUCGACGAGCUACUGCCGCUUUUUAGUGAAGUCCACACACGUUUCGAUGAGGCCAUUGAACGGCAACUGCACCGAUUUCGGGACUUGGAGUUCACUAUGCGGCACCCUCCUCCCUUUCAAGAGGAGUUGUUGCUUUUACUAGGUCGCCAUUUGAAGAGCCUGCACAUAACCGUGGGCUACUCGACCAGCGACAAAGAUAUCCUUCGAUAUCUCAAUCCCCUGUGCCAGGGGGCGUCGGAGACUCUCCGCCUACGUGCCCUUAAAUUGGACCAUGCCAAGUGGUCGCCCGAUAUCGUGAAUGCUGUCUGUAAGGUUGCACGCUCCCUACUCUUCUUGGACAUGCGUCACUGUGAUGUGCGGGAUUAUCAGAUAACACGGCUCUUGGAAUCGGCGGAUAAGAUGGAGGCUCUUGCUCUGCUGCAUGUGCACAAUCAGACGGGAGAAUCUUAUCUGCAAUACAAUAUACUCAGCAAGGUGCCAGCCUUAAAACUCAUCCACAUAACGAUUCUCGGAAUAUUGCCGUUUUCACCUGAGGAGCUGUCCCAGCAGUGCCCGCGCCUCAGCUUUUUGAUUAGCGACUUGAUCAACAGGGAAUUCAAAAUAUACGGACCAACAGCUUACCUACAAAACUACUAUAAAUAUUACCAUGAAUAUUUCAAGACCCACUGAAUGUUACAACCAAAAAAUGUUAAAUGAUCUCAAAAUAAAUCCGUAAAAAUAA